This is a messenger RNA of Triticum dicoccoides, 2409 nucleotides long. RefSeq lists its product as uncharacterized. NCBI's taxonomy places the organism in Eukaryota, Viridiplantae, Streptophyta, Magnoliopsida, Poales, Poaceae. Gene Ontology annotation, cellular component: nucleus. The transcript has 14 exons. Gene Ontology annotation, biological process: regulation of salicylic acid biosynthetic process. Gene Ontology annotation, molecular function: DNA-binding transcription factor activity; calmodulin binding; sequence-specific DNA binding. The record is from RefSeq and is a predicted model, not a curated record. Bases 169 to 2064 code for a protein of 631 amino acids.
CGGCAACCUCCAACUCCAAGCUCGAAGCCCGCCCCCCAACCCCCACACCACAAUCCCCAUCACGGCAUCAACAUUCUUCCCAAAUCUCCACGGCUCGGCCAGCCCGCCGCCGCCUCUCUCUCUCACGCCGCGCCCCACCCGACCGACGACCCCGCCCAGAGGCGCGUGAUGGCGGCGCGCACGCACAAGCGGCCGCUCGCCGCCGUCGUGCCGGAGCCGGAGCAGGAGCAUGAGCAGGAGCAGGAGGCGGCCUGCUCCCCGAGCAAGCGGCUGCGGAGGGCGGGGCUCGUCGUCAUGUGGCUGGAGAAGGGGAAGGCCAGGGUGGUCACCAUCGGCCAGAUGGCGCAGAUGCUUCGCCAGGCGCAGCACGACGUGGCAAAUUCCAUCAUGGAGAGGCUGGAGAAAUUGUUGGGACAGCAUUUUGGUGCUUUCCAGAGUUCUAUUAUGGGAUGCAUAGAAGAUAAGGUUCAGUCAAUUGUACAGACAAAGAUGCAGGAACCAAAAGCCGCUUCGCUUCCUAGUGCCGUUUAUGAGCCUCCUCCUAGGCAUGUAUCAGAAGGCUUUCCUGAAACUGGAAACGUCAAACUACGCUUUGAUGUUGCAGGACCAAAAGACACACUUUUCACUCGUUGUCCAGUAUGGAAGAAUGGAGAAAAUGCUAAAGUAGCAAUACUUCAAAAUGAGACGCAAAUCACACAGGGUGAUCUUUCUAAAUUGCAAAUUGAGAUUUUACCUGUUCAUGCUGAUUUCUUUACUGGACAAGAGGAUUUCACCAAAGAUGAAUUCAACAAGCAAAUAUAUAUGUAUAAAGGGAAAGAGUUGGUCUUGACAACUGUUAGCCUUACAAACGGCGAGUCCUCUCUUGGUUCAUUCUCCUUUCCAGAGAGCUCCCAUGGGAAAAAGUUAAGAUUAACAGCUCGAGUGAAAAGGCAGGAUCUUACUGUCAGAGUUCAGGAAGCAAUAACUGAUCCUUUUGUCGUCAAAGACCGUCGAAGUGAAUCAAAUGAGAAGAGUCCUAUUCCAUCCAAGGAAGACGCUAUACAUCAACUGAAGAAAAUUUGCUUAAAGGGAAAACAUUGGAAUAACCUUGUGGAGAAAAAUAUUACGAAAGUGAAGCACUUGUUGCGCCAUUAUCAUAAAGAUAAUUUUGGUCUCCAAAAGCUUCUUGGCAUGAAGAAGGGGGAUUGGAAUACCAUGAUUGAACAUGCUACCAUGUGUGUUCCUGGGGACGAGAUAUAUUCCUAUUGGGUUCCAGAGGAUAAUUGUCAAAUCUUAUUCAAUGAUUUCUAUGAUCUUGUCGGUAAGAUGACUGAUAACUAUGUUCCUUACAGUGUCAGUGACGUCGAUCAGUUUCCACAGCUUAAAGUGAAGAACUGGAAAAUGUCUGCAUACAAGAAAUUUGAGGAGCUGGAGAACUCAGGGGGUCUUAUCCCUGAUUAUUACCUGAGCAACGGCCGCCUUGUCCUGGCAGCGCCUGCGAACAAUGGUGCCAAUACUUCCAAAAAUCAAACUACUGCAGAAUUUGGUGAGCAACAACCAUUUCUGCAGGAGAGUGGAUUCCCACUGGCACAGAUCUUUGCAAACAAUGUUGCUGGUCCUUCGAAUCAAGAAACACCACCAUUUGCACAGUACAGUUACGAACAGGUUACGCAUCAAGAACCAUAUCAGCAGCAUCCUUUUAUGCCAUGCAACGGAAUUCCUUCCUAUCCGACCCAAGGAAACAUUGAUGGUACAGGAUCAUUCCCAGCAUGGUCAAUCAGCCCAUCCCACAAUUUUGCACCAGCUGAAGAGGAGAAUUCAAUGACUCGUGCAAAUCUAACUGCCCAACACAAUGGAUACUCAAGCUCCUUGAUGACUGCUGGUCCUGGUGGGGUUAGUCAGGGAACCUCUUCACUUAACCAUGAUCAGGCUGGCAUCGUCAAUGCGUCAUAUACAAUGGAAGAAUUGCUAGGAGUAGCAGAAGCACAUGUGGCAGAUCAGGCCUUCAUAGCAGCUAACAACGCAGAACUGCCGAAUUCUAACAACCAAUCUAAUGGUUAUGAAUAUGAUGGUGGCAUCUGGUGAUUGAACUUGAGACCACAGGAACAGACUUUCCUCUACCAGAGUAAACAUGAUGGUGGCAGCCGGUGAUUCAAGUAUUCUGUGUGAUUCCAUUUCAAAAAAAAAGUAUUCUGUGUGAUUAAGCAUUUAGUUUGUAAAAUAUCAGCAGUGUUGUGAGUAGUAACAGACAAUAUUGUUUUGUAUAUUGCUGAAUUUGCUAUUGGUUGCGGUAGGCAUUUGGUUUGUAUUCUUAAAGAACAAUCUUUAAUCUUUUAGAAAAAGAGGGCACCUCGCUCUUCUUGAACACCGAGGAGCAAAUAUUCGCAUUGCUGAACUUGGUGUAAUCAUGUUAAUCAAUCUUUUUGCUGA